Hippoglossus stenolepis (Pacific halibut) is the source of this 1131-nucleotide messenger RNA. RefSeq names its product solute carrier family 10 member 2 (gene slc10a2). Gene Ontology annotation, biological process: bile acid and bile salt transport. The transcript is spliced from 6 exons. Gene Ontology annotation, molecular function: bile acid:sodium symporter activity. Gene Ontology annotation, cellular component: apical plasma membrane. The record is from RefSeq and is a predicted model, not a curated record. Bases 1 to 1131 code for a protein of 376 amino acids. NCBI's taxonomy places the organism in Eukaryota, Metazoa, Chordata, Actinopteri, Pleuronectiformes, Pleuronectidae.
AUGAACAUGCUCAAGGCAGUAACUUUGCCUCCUGCCUGCGACUCCUUUGCAACAGUCUGUUCAGGCAAAAGCUGCCUUGUACCUCCCAGUAACUUCAAUGAAGUGCUGGGCCUGGCGUUGAGCGUAGUGCUCACCGUAAUGCUGGGUAUGGUCAUGUUCUCCAUGGGCUGCACUGUGGAUGCCAACAAGUUGUGGGGCCACAUCAAGAGGCCCUGGGGCAUUGUAAUCGGCUUCCUCUGCCAGUUUGGCAUCAUGCCUUUCACAGCCUUUGCCUUGUCACUGGCCUUCGGCGUUCUACCUGUGCAGGCUGUCGUCAUCAUCAUUAUGGGCUGCUGUCCUGGAGGCUCCGGCUCCAACAUCAUCUGCUACUGGUUGGAUGGAGACAUGGACCUCAGUAUCAGUAUGACUGCUUGUUCCUCUAUCCUGGCCUUGGGGAUGAUGCCUCUGUGUCUACUCAUUUACACCUCCGUCUGGACAUCCAGCGACAGCAUCCAGAUCCCAUACGACAGUAUUGGUAUCACUCUAGUGGCCCUCCUUGUCCCAAUUGCCCUGGGAAUGUAUUUAAAACGCAGGAAGCCCGAAUUGGCAAAAAAGAUCCUCAGGGUGGGUUCCAUUGCAGGGUUUGGUCUCAUUCUUAUAGUAGCUGUGGUUGGAGGAAUUCUCUACCAGUCUUCUUGGGACAUUGCUCCCUCCCUCUGGAUCAUCGGCACAAUCUACCCUUUUAUUGGUUUCGGCCUGGGGUUCACACUGGCCCGCAUUGCGGGUCAACCCUGGUACAGAUGUCGAACCAUUGCGUUGGAGACGGGUUUCCAGAACUCACAGCUGUGCAGCACCAUUGUGCAGCUGUCCUUCAGCCCUGCUGAACUGGAAGUCAUGUUUUCGUUCCCCCUCAUCUAUAGCAUCUUCCAGCUGGUGGUGGCAGUCUUAACUGUAUCAGCCUAUCGGCUAUAUAAAAGGUCAUGUGGCAAAGGCCCUGCUGAUUCAGACAAUGAGGCUCCAUCACUGGAGGAUGGAGGUGUUGAACGAGUAAAAGAGAAGAGAUACCCUGUGGAAAACGGUGCCUUCGAGUUCGAUGCGAACGGCAACAGCAUGGAGAAGAGUAAGGACAUCGACAAGAACACCAAGCUGUGA